CAGAGUGCGUGGCCAUACGGCACGGCGGCCUAUUUGACACUUCUGUGAAACAUGGCCACGGUGAAAGACGGAAAAAACUGUGCAAAGAAACCUUGUGCAGAUUGUGACACGGGAACAAUAUCAUACUCAAUCAAAGUCGUAAGAAACCCCGAUUUGUGUUUUGAGUAUCUUGUGCGUCAGGGUGUACUAAACAAUACGAUGCAGUGUAAGAAGUGUGUGCCAGCUUCACCGCGACCAACAAACGGAUGCACCCUUUCCUCCUGGCUGGGGCUCAGCUCUUUCCUCCAGACAAAGAAAGGGUGAUGAUGAGUUUCCUUGGUGACAGGAUGCCCUUGGCCCCACUCUCGGGCAAGGAAAUAGUCGGCACGGGAGUCAGCGUCAAAGAAGAGCUCAGCGAAGAUGUCACUGAUGAUGCAUGCCUGGAAAUAAAAGAGGAACCACUAGAUGGAGAUGAAGCGAGAAAUGAUGUGUGUAAUGUGAAUGUGAUGCAUGAAAGUCAUUUCUUUCAUAAUCUUCAUGAUCUAAGACAUGAAUCACAUGCAAAAGACUUUUUAACCAUAACCAUUACCUUUUUUCAUUAUGACGCGUAUUUAAGUCUCCAUACUUUGUGUUGCCCUGUUAUAAGCUAUAUCGAGCAGUGUGACAUGCUGAUUUCCCCCCUGUAUUGUGCCUAUAUAAAAGUAUACGGGUAAAUAGCUUGUGUAAAUAAAGGAAAGACUGUCAUUUCGUGUUUAACGGUGCCCUGCCUCGCCGCGUGGUGUUUCCCCUCAUGGUGUUCUGGGACGCUGUGGUCCUCGGUGCCUCUUGGAGCUGUUCAGUGUUCAUGACCCUGUGGAUAGCACGCCGUCUACCUAG
Molecule: messenger RNA, 855 nt
Organism: Penaeus monodon (black tiger shrimp)
Lineage: Eukaryota; Metazoa; Arthropoda; Malacostraca; Decapoda; Penaeidae
Exons: 2
Coding region: 246-692 (148 amino acids)
Source: RefSeq, a predicted model, not a curated record